GGCUACAAUACAAGUCGGGCCUGUCCAGCUACUCGUAUACACAUUGUUUACGCUCUUGAAAUAUAACGAUAAAUAUUUCCGUGAUACCUGAGUCGAUCGUCAGAAAUGGCGAGUGAAAAAUGGAUCGAAGAAGAGGAGAUACUGCAGAGAAAGAUGAGUGAAUUAAAGGUACAAUACCAACGGUGUACGACAUUGACAAUUACUGUUGUGCGAGGGAGAAAAAUAUCUGCUGGAUGGCUUCAUGAUCUUUUUGACACUCCUGACGCCCAAGUAUAUCUUACAUGUGAGACUGCAAUUGGCCGAAAAUCAUUCAAAACUAAAAUAGCGAAAAACACACGGAACCCAGAGUGGAACGAAACAUUUACUUUCAUUUUGUCUGAAGAUUAUGCCAAUUCAAAAGUAAAGGUCGAUGUAUACGAAGAAGAUAAAUUCAAGCAUGACCCUCACCUGGGAGAUGAAGUAUUUAAAGUAGAAGAACUUGAACUUGGGAAAUCAACAUUAAAAACGAUUGAUCUUGGAAAAAAUGGACAAGUUGAUAUUGAGUUACUCAAGCAAUACAGAACUUCUCCUGAUUUCCGACUAUCUCUUGGUUUAUCUGACGGAGAAAGAAAAUUUCGGAUGAAAAGGAAACAAAAAACUAUGGAAGCACUGCAGAAAUUUUUAGGAGAGGAAGGCCCAGAAUCAUUAUCGGAAUCACCAACAAUCGCUUUGGCGAUCACCGGAGGUGGUUAUCGCGCUGUAGCUACAUCUUGUGGCGCGAUGGAAGCAUUGGCAGAAAAUGGCCUUGUUGAUUCUCUUAUGUACGUUGCUGGUCUAUCCGGAUCUUCAUGGUACAUUGCAACCACAUACCUUCACAAAGCUAUGGCAAAUCGCCAAUCUCUGAUCGAACAUCACGACUGGCUGAGAAAGCAGAUGGAAAGAAGUCUAGCAAACUGUUUGUUCGACCUCUCCUUUUACAAGCGAUAUAUGGAAUACAGAGAUUUAAAAAAAGAACAUAAUCAACCAACAACCUUCGUUGACUUCUACGGUCUAGCACUUGGAGAAACUUUCCUUGGAUGUGAGAACACAAAAGUGACUCUUUCAUCGUUGAGAAGUUAUGUCGAUUCUGCAUCUGUUCCUUUCCCAAUACUCACGUGUGCUCAUGUCCGAGAAUAUCUUCCGAUGUCCGAAUUCUGGGAUGAAGUAGAAAUGACGCCAUAUGAGGUCUCACUUCCCAGUUACGGGAUCAACAUUCCUACAGAACAGUUCAACUCAAGUUGGGGAAACGGGAUUUUACAGAAAGAAUUACCUGAACCUCCGCUGCAUUAUUUAAUGGGGGCUAGUGGAAGUGCAUUUGCAAUAUUGCUGAGUAAAGUUGAUGAUAAAUCUGAAACAAGUGAAGUCUUGCAAACUUACGUUGACUCAGUCGAAGAAACCCAUCAUAAGAAAAAGGAUGGAGCGGAUAAAGUGGCACAAUCGGACUCAAGUUCAGAAGACGACGAGGCAGAAGAAACCCAGAAUAGUGUAUCACGUGGAAAAGAAACAAAGAAUUUUUCAUCGCCCGACGAUGACUGGAUUGAACAAGUGAAAUUAAAAGCCGAAGCUCGAGCAAAUGGAGAGAAAGAACAAGAACAAGAUACAAUUGGCCGAGCAUUUUUAUUGGAACGAACAGCUAAAGUAAAGAAUUGUGCAACCAGCUACAUGGGACUUGAAAAAUUUCGUUUCAACACAGACCCAGUUUCACAGGAAACAGAAGCCUCAGUAAGAAUACGCAGAAAAAUUUCGACAAAGAAGAGAAAUAUAAUGUUAUGCGAUUCAGCAUUGGGUUGUAAUUUACCUUCGGUUCAUGUUGUUCGACCACAAAGAGAAGUUGAUGUGUUAAUUGUAGUUGAUUGCAGUAAUUAUUCCAGUGAAAAAUCGCUCAUAUUGGAACUUUUCGCAACGGUGCAGAGUCAAAUCUACGACCACGGAAUAAAAUUUCCGCGAAUAAGUAUCGAAAAAAUAGCUGAAGAUCCAUUCAGAGAAUUUUACCUUUUUGAAGACACGGAAGACCCUGAUUGUCCUAUGGUGUUAUGGUUUACAAUGGCUGAUAAAAAGUUUAAAGAACAAAAAAAUCCGCACAGAAGAACCGGAUAUCCGACACCUGACGAUGUUGAUUCUGGAAAAGUGAAAUUCACCGAUUUCUCCAUAUUUCCGGAAAGUUCAGAUUUCGGAACAUUACGACUUUCAUUUAGUCCUUUGAAUUUUGAUCGACUGAGAGAAUUGAUGAGAUUUAACAUCGUCAACAACAUGGAUAUUGUGAGAGAAAAAAUUGGAAGCAAAGUGAAACAGAUGAAAGAACGUAAAGAACAAAGAUCUGGUCUUGGAUCAUCCUCAAAACGUGCAAAACAGUAGACAACUUGGCCAGAGAUAUAACAUCCCUAUAUUAGGCAGGUGUACAGUUUCAAGAGCAUCGUACAUUUAUGUACAUUGUACAAAAUUUGUUACUUUUUCCAUAAACGCUUCAUGAUUGUUUGCAUGUGCAGCAUCAAAGCUGUUUUUGAACCAUAGUUGCAAAAAAACCAUUUGUUUCGUCAACGAUACCAAUUCCUAAAACGAUCCAAAAGUACGCUUCAUGUCGAAAAACGAAUGUUUUCCUGACCUUUGAACCUCAAAAUUUCAUUCCUAACUUUACCUUUGCAAAAUAGGUGACACUUAUUUUGAGAAUGUUUUUUCGUGUUAGAAGUUAGAGCGUAUAAACUGGUUUACAUGUUUAAACCAUCAUUCAGAUUUCAUAUGAUUUAACCACUUUCCAUUCAAAAGUACUGAUAGCUAAUUUUAGAGUAGUCUAUCGCAGUUUUGGGGGAGACUAAUAUUUGAUUACUGCAACUGAAUUGAAACUUCAUAAAGACAAAAUGGCAAUUUGGUUUAUAAAUUUCGACAACACAAUUGAAAACUUACAAAUAGCACACAAGAGCGCUUUUGUUUACAAGCAUGCCUGAAAAUCUGUCCGAGUGAGGAAAAUAUCUGAUCGGCUGCUAAAUUUUCAAUUAUUACCUCAAUAUUGUCAUCUUGCUGAUAAAAGAACGUUAUAGCUUGGUCUGGGUUUCAAUGUUGACUGGGCUCACGAUGACAGCACCAUCUCCGUGUUCAAAUAUUUAAUCAUUGGUUUGUAUUCACCUUUUCACGUUUCUUUUUGAUCAUUUUUGAAAAAGCCUUUUCUGGAUGUUUUUAGCUGGUUCGAUGUAAUAAAAACAUGAUCAUGCAACAUAACAGAGACAUAGAUUCUUGUUUUGAAUGUUAUUAUUAGCAUUUCAUACCUGAUGUAUUAUAAAUAUAUGCAUCAAAGUCAAAUCCAUUUACCUAUUAUUACUAAUACUACAUUAUAUUUACAAAUUGGAAUACGUUGCCAAUAUAGUUAUAUAUAUUAUCAAAUUGUAACAUUUAUUCUUAUCAUUUAUUUUUCAUGUCAUGUUUUUUUUUUGGCAUAACGUGUGAUAUCAUAAAAAAUCUUAUAGUAGUCUAACAUUCGGUUUAAAAUCCCUCGUCUGCAGAAAUUUGACCUAAAUACUAUGAAUAUAUGUAUGUAGGAGCCACAUCAUUAAAUUUAUCGAAUAACUUUAUUGUAUAUUCUUUGCUCAAAUGUAAGAUCAUGUUUAUUACGUUACAAUAUAUUAACGAGAAUAU
Messenger RNA from Styela clava, 3645 nucleotides. NCBI's taxonomy places the organism in Eukaryota, Metazoa, Chordata, Ascidiacea, Stolidobranchia, Styelidae. The record is from RefSeq and is a predicted model, not a curated record.